This is a messenger RNA of Pseudovirgaria hyperparasitica, 1934 nucleotides long. RefSeq lists its product as uncharacterized. NCBI's taxonomy places the organism in Eukaryota, Fungi, Ascomycota, Dothideomycetes, Acrospermales, Acrospermaceae. The transcript is spliced from 4 exons. The record is from RefSeq and is a predicted model, not a curated record. The coding region runs from base 403 to 1851 and encodes 482 amino acids.
CGCGCGCGUCCAACGUCAUAUCUGCAAGCAAAUGCUCCCUUUUGAUAUCACUCAAUUGUGGAAUUGCCUUCUCGCCAACAAGAACGGAGAACCGAUUACCCUACUGCUACAAUCCAGCAGUAUCAGGUUAGCAUUGAGCAGCCCUGCGAAUGGCGCUGCAGCAUCAACCCUGGCUGGUUGGCUCCCUCCUUCUUUUGUUGGGGACCAUAUGAUACAAACUUCGCCAUCGCGUCCCUCGGCUUCUUGUUCCCAUGUAGCGAUCUCGACGAAUUGUUGGGACGCGCAGUCGGCAGCGUAAUCAUGAAAAUCUAAAGGCUCGCGCACUCUACUCGCUUUGUGCGCAGCAAACAGUGUUGGAUUUCGCACGACUGUUCGAGUGGUGACGACGUCUACCCUUCCUCGAUGAUAGGAACCUCACUCCCGGCGUACGUGUUCAUCAGAGCCUGCGUGUUUUUCUUACAUUCGAUCGCUCCUCUUAGCGCUCUUUACUGCGUUGUCUCUCUCUGCUACACUCCACCCUAUGCCGUGCCGAAAGCUCUGCAAGUCACCGCUGCCGUCGAAACCGCGUUCUUCGUCCUCGUAUACUUUCCGCACAGACUGUACCUCCAGAGAGCAGCUGCUCAUCCUCCGCCAGUCGACUGUGAGCGUCGUCGCGAGCUAUUCAGGCGCUGUCACGAUAACAUCCCCGAUCCAGAGGAAUAUUUGUCGAGAUGGUUCAUGGGCGCUCCUUCGUCUGAGAUCAAACGCAACAACGUGAAAGAGUUCCUCAACUGGGCAUUCUUCAAUGCUGCGGAACCAUGUGCGGAAUAUGAGGAAGAACUAAGCGAAUAUGUCGGCCACUUGGAAGAGCUGUUGGGGAGAAAGCUGGAGAAGGGCACAGGAAAAGCGAGGUGCAUCAGGUUGACAGUAGACAAAGUCGACAUGCUACACCGGAGUCUGACUUGGUACAUGUGCGUCUUCGUCGUCGACACCCUAGCAUCGAUUUACCUACGGUUUCAAGGAUUCUACUUCCACCGCAAUCCUCUAUCUCAAUUCUACACCGUCUUUCCACCCCGCCCUCUCCAUCUACUGAGCUCCCAUCACUCUCCUGCUCCACACUUGACCUACUGGCAUCGUCCUCAUACGUCUAAGACUCGACUCCCUAUCCUAUUCAUACACGGAAUCGGCAUCGGCCUCUACCCUUAUAAGAACUUCUUAGCCGAACUCACUUCCGAUGACACUACAGAUUCUUCUGAUGGCCAAAUCGGCAUCAUCGCAGUCGAGAUCAUGUCCGUCAGCUUUCGCAUCACCGGUGAGGCAUUAUCGAAAGAGCACAUGUGCGAUGAAAUCGAAUCCAUCCUGAACGCCCACAAUUGGGACAAAUUUGUCCUGGUAUCGCACUCUUACGGCAGCGUCAUCUCAACGCAUCUCCUGCGCAGCCCUCGCUUCGCAGCCCGCAUCGGUCCGAUCCUCUUCAUCGACCCUGUCUCCUUCCUGCUGCACCUGCCUGACGUCGCCUACAAUUUUACAUGCAAAACGCCGCGCCGCGCCAACGAAUGGCAACUAUACUACUUCGGCGCCAAAGACCCUGGCGUGGCACACGCGCUCGGUCGGCGCUUCUUCUGGAGCGACAACAUACUGUGGAAAGAGGAUAUUCAGCAGCAUCUCGUCAGUGUCGCAAUUGGGGAGCGCGAUCUGAUUGUGGAUACGGCGGCUGUGAGGAAAUAUCUUGAGGGAGGCAAAAAUGGGGUGGAAGAUGCGGGGCUACGUGUAUUGUGGUUUGAGGGCUUAGAUCAUGCGCAGGUUUUUGACAAGAGGCGUACGAGGAGGAUGUUGGGGAAUGUUGUCCGGGCGUAUUGUGCAAAUAGAUGAGAUGGUCGAGUAGUUGCUGGCGUGAGAUUUCUUUUCGGUCUCGUCUGUGCAGUGGCUCAAUGAUAUAUAGUGAUGGACUUCGU